Molecule: messenger RNA, 1206 nt
Organism: Eruca vesicaria subsp. sativa (arugula)
Lineage: Eukaryota; Viridiplantae; Streptophyta; Magnoliopsida; Brassicales; Brassicaceae
Source: the annotation of a GenBank genome assembly
AUGAACUCUUCUUCUUCCUCCUUCCCUAGUUCCCCUUCAAAGUUUGUUGAUUUGGGAUCUGCGAUCGGACAAAAAGAAGUGAAGAAAAUCUUGGUGUUGUUUCUCGUUUUAGCUGCUUCAUGUUUACUUCUUUACAAAACAGCUUAUUCUCUUCGUCAAGAGCUCCAUGUCAACAAUCUUUCUUCUCCUCGUCCUUUGCUCGAUCACCCCUCCUCGUCUUCUCCACAAACAAAAUCAGAAACAAUCAGUUUUAGAAAAGUUCUGGAGAACGCAUCAACAGAGAAUCGAACAGUUAUCGUAACUACGUUGAAUCAAGCAUGGGCAAAGCCAAACUCUCUGUUCGAUUUGUUUCUUGAAAGUUUUCGUAUAGGACAAGGAACACAGAAGCUACUUCGACAUGUGGUUGUUGUUUGCUUGGACUCCAAGGCAUUUGAUCGGUGCUCACAACUUCACCCGAAUUGCUACUAUAUAAAAACACCAGGAACUGAUUUCUCCGGCGAGAAACUUUUUGCUACUCAUGAUUACCUCAAAAUGAUGUGGAGGAGAAUCGAGCUCCUCACACAAGUGCUUGAAAUGGGAUUUAACUUCAUCUUCACGGAUGCAGAUAUAAUGUGGCUUCGAGAUCCAUUUCCUCGGCUAUAUCCAGAUGAAGACUUUCAAAUGGCUUGUGAUCGAUUCUUUGGUGAUCCUUAUGACUCAGACAAUUGGGUAAAUGGAGGCUUCACAUAUGUGAAAUCAAACCACAGAAGCAUUGAGUUCUACAAGUUUUGGUACAAAUCUCGUCUGAAUUAUCCACACUUACAUGACCAAGAUGUGUUUAACAAGAUCAAACAUGAGGCUAGAGUGUCAGAGAUUGGGAUCCAGAUGAGAUUCUUUGACACGGUUUACUUUGGUGGGUUUUGUCAGACGAGCAGGGACAUAAACUUGGUGUGUACGAUGCAUGCUAAUUGUUGUAUUGGUCUAGAGAAGAAGCUUCAUGAUCUUAACCUCGUUCUUGAUGACUGGAGAAAUCUCGGUGAAGCUAAGAAGAGCUUAGCGGCAGGAGAUGGUCCAGGUCUGAAUAUCAAGGUUUCAGCAGCUAUGGAAGGAUCUACAACGUGUCAAGAUGGGUUGGCGAAAGUCAAAGUUGAUCCCUCAGUUGUGAAGCAAAGUGGUGAUUUUCAGAAUAUUUGUGGGUUUGUUCUUGUCAUCUCCAACACGAUGUGA